Molecule: messenger RNA, 2276 nt
Organism: Sciurus carolinensis (gray squirrel)
Lineage: Eukaryota; Metazoa; Chordata; Mammalia; Rodentia; Sciuridae
Gene: Znf346
Product: zinc finger protein 346
Molecular function (GO): double-stranded RNA binding; zinc ion binding
Source: RefSeq, a predicted model, not a curated record
CGCUUGUAGGAAAGAUGGAGUAUCCGAUGUUGGGUACCGUGGAGACUGCGGAUAGCGGAGGGGCCGGACCAUGCACGAACUCGGAGGAGCGGGAGGGCCGGGAACCGGAGGGGGUGCGAUUCGACCACGAGAGGGCGCGCCGCCUGUGGGAAGCAGUGUCCGGUACCCAGCCGGUGGGGAGGGAGGAAGUGGAACACAUGAUCCAGAAGAACCAGUGUCUCUUCACUAAUACCCAGUGUAAAGUUUGCUGCGCCUUGUUGAUUUCUGAAUCACAGAAGCUGGCACAUUACCAGAGCAAAAAACAUGCCAACAAAGUGAAGAGAUACCUAGCAAUCCAUGGAUUGGAGACAUUAAAGGGGGAAACGAAGAGGCUAGACUCAGAUCAGAAGAGCAGCAGAAGCAAAGACAAGAACCAGUGCUGCCCCAUCUGUAACAUGACCUUUUCCUCCCCUGUUGUGGCCCAGUCGCACUACCUGGGGAAGACCCACGCAAAGAACUUAAAGCUGAAGCAGCAAUCCACUAAGGUGGAAGCUCUGUCGAAACGCCUUACAAAUCCUUUCCUUGUGGCCUCCACCUUAGCCCUUCACCAGAAUAGAGAGACGAUAGACCCAGACAAGUUCUGCAGCCUCUGUCAUGCAACUUUCAAUGACCCCGUCAUGGCUCAACAACAUUAUGUGGGCAAGAAACACAGGAAACAGGAGACCAAGCUCAAACUCAUGGCGCACUAUGGGCGGCUAGCGGAUCCUGCUGUCACUGACUUAUCAGCUGGGAAGGGCUAUCCCUGCAAGACGUGUAAGAUAGUGCUGAACUCCAUAGAACAGUACCAAGCUCACGUCAGCUUCAAACACAAGAACCAGUCACCGAAAACAAUGGUAUCACCCUUGGGCCAGAUUCCAGUACAAAGGCAACCCACUCAGAAAGACUCAAGCACCUUAGAAGACUAGAGUUUCUGUCCAGUACCACACAUUGGACCAGCCAUGAGCCAGCUUCCUGUGACUGUGGUCAGCCCCUGGCUCCCUCUUCCUCCUUUCUUACAGUAGGAGAAUAAGUAGCCCUGAGGCAGAAUUGGGCCACAGAUGGCCUCUGAUACGUCCAGGAGACCCAUACCUGCUCCUCCCUUAGGUAUAGGCCCUAUAGGUCAUGAUGGGGUAGCAGACGUCUUGAGAUGACUUGGGUAGUAGUUUGGAGGAUGACUUUCGCCUUCCUCAACCCUGCUGGGCCAUGUGUCCUGUGGCCCCAGCACCUGCCUUUUCUCUGACGUCAGCUUGGGAUCAGUUCCUACAGCUAAAAAAACAGAGCUCAUCCCUCAGCUCCAGACAUUUCCUAUAGUCUUCAUGCAGAUUUGCCUGGGUAGGAACAGUAGGUGGAAGUGGAUGCCACAUGGGAGCUUAGGGCUGAUGUGGCACUCCCCCUGUCUCCAAAAUUUGCAUGCUCUCUUGAGCCUUUGACCAGAUGCUGGCCAAUUAUACAGGUUUCUGCCAAGUGUGACAUCUCCUUCCUGGAGUACUGACACAGUCCCGGCAGGGCCUUGCUAUCCCUCCUGCCCAUCUCCACAAUUCCUGAAUGGUGCUAAGGAUCUGUAGCAGCUGAGGACAGGCUGAAACCAGAGGAGGCCUCAGUGCCCAGUGAGAUCAUGGAAAGCUCCAAUGGGGACCUUCACCUCCUAUCCAAGGUCCUCCAACCCAGGAUCAUGUGGGAAAGUUCCCACCGCCACCUUCCUUGAGGAUUCUGUGCCCUGAAAGACAAACUGCCUCAUGCCAGCCAGCUUAUAAGUUCACUGCUGCCCUGCAGCACUGUGAAGCCUAUUUCCCCUAUAUAGCGGACCAUCCCACACCAGGCAGCCGUGGUGCUAUAUUCUUCCCUCCUUAUCCACAGGGAGAUCCUUGAGUACCAGGGAGUCAUAGGGGCCCCAGGAAAAGAAAUGGGGAGCUAAUGCAGGUUCUACAGGGAGGAAACAGAUUUUCCCAGGCCUCAAAGCCAGAUUUCUCUAACUCUGCUGUGUUUUGUGUCAUGGGACUUCACUAGGAGUGCAUUUUUUUCUUGUAGCUUUCAAACAAGAAUUCCAGGAAGUGUUACCAUCUGAGGCCCCUCUUCACUGGGUUAAAGAAGCCUCCAGCUGCUUUUGUGGGCCCCUCCCUCACUCCCUAUUCCCUCAGCUAUGAAAUGCCUUUGCGUAUUGUGUGUGUGUGUGUGUGUGUGUGUGUGUGUGUAUGUGUAUGCUUAUGCUUAUGCUCUCUUGGUCACUGAAUUAUUCAAAUAAAGCAUUUCUUCUUUGA